Molecule: messenger RNA, 354 nt
Organism: Dovyalis caffra
Lineage: Eukaryota; Viridiplantae; Streptophyta; Magnoliopsida; Malpighiales; Salicaceae
Source: the annotation of a GenBank genome assembly
AUGGAGCGAUCGACGUACUGGAACAACGAAGAGGUUUGGGUGAUGGAGUGGGUAGAUCGGGCGAGAAAAUGGGUGGUUCGGGUAAGGGAAGAGAGUGGUGAAGAGAAGGGUCCGUUACGACGGGACGGAGGGGAACAAUGGGAGAAGAGGGUUAUGAGGUAUCCGGUAGUGGCGCCGGAGUUUUCGAAUGAUGUGCAUAGGUGCGAAGGAUGGUCGGGCCGGGAGAAGGUGGUGGUGAGGUUGGAGGAGAGGAAGGUGAUGACAAAUUGGGGUUUUGGUUUUGAGGAGAAGGAGAAGGUGUCGGUGAAACCGGAGGGACGGAAGAAGAUGCGGUUGUUUGAGGGUAAAAGUUAA